CGAAAACUUCCACCAUUCACACAUGGCGGAUCAAAUUUGUCCAGAAAAGUUUUGAUGGAUGUAUAUGAAGAGGACCAAGCAAUACAUAAGCAAUCUGCAGAUGAUAGAGCAAGACUACCACUGGUGUCCACCGAGAACAAGAAUGGAGUCACUCGUUCGAGGUACAGGUCGUCUUCCCCCACGAAACACUGGACACCAUCAACCUCAACUCAUGCAACAUCAGCAAAGAGGGCUAUAUCAGCUGAAAGGAAUCGCCCCUCUAGACCAUCAUCACCUCGAUCUCCAUCAACCCCAAUUCAGGAUACAUCUGCAGGAUUGUUGUUGGCACCAAGAAAGGUAGCCGGCAACAAGAUGCCAGAGGCCUUAUGGCCUUCAACAACGCGGAGCCCGAAUGUUUCUUUACAGCCUGAUACAUUUUUUAGUCCUGUAAGAAAGAAAGAAAAACCGGUUUCUUAUAUUCCAGAAAGGAAGCAAACUCCACUUGAAGGUAAGAGUUCUGCUUAUCAAUCUGAGAAUUCUAAACCUGUUGAUAGUUUGUAUCCGCGUAUGGUGGACCAACAUCGAUGGCCAAGCACAACUGCCGGGAAAGUGUACACAAGUAAUGACAUGUUUGAUAAGCAAAGCCUGGAUAAGAUCACUGUUUCAAGUAAAAGUAUUGAACUGGCUAAUAAGACAAUCGAAGCUUCACCUUCAUCCCGUUCAGAAACAGGCACCGUUAUUCUUACUAGAGGUGUUGAUGUUGCUGAUAAGACCAGCAAAACUUCAUCUUUAUUUCGUCCGGAAACAGGUUCACCUUCCCUCGAGAGACUAUCCCUGGACGGAACAUCUGAUCAUAACAGAAGUAUCGAUGUGGCUGACAAGACAAGCAGCCCCUCAUCUUUAUCCUCUUAUGGAACAGGUACACCUUCCCAUAGAAGACUAUCUCAGGAUGUCAGUGCGGUGCUGAACAGAGGUAUUGAAUAUCAAGAUAAGAAAAACAAAACUUCAUUGUCUCCCACUUUGGGAAGAGGUACAUCUACUCAUUCAAUUAGGAGAAUACCUCUGGAUGGCAGCCAUGUUCCAAAUCAAAGUAUAAAUUUGGUUGGUAGGAGUAGAACUACAAAAACUUUAUCUUCAACUUGUACAGAAACAGGUACACCUUCUCCUAAGAUAGUAUCUCUGGAUGAGAAAAGUGAACUUAUGGUCAAAUCUACUAAUGAUUUGCUAGUAUCUUGUGAUGAGAAUGGAAGAGCAUUGGUUAAUGAGUGCUCAGUUGAUGAUUGUUCUACACCAAUUGCAAGGUCUGAUUCUGCAAGUUCAUCAGAUAGAACACAGAUGUCAAAUUCUGCCAUGAAACAUAUGGCUGCUCCAGCUCUUGGAUUGCUAUCUACUGUGUCUAAAUGGAUCAUUCCCACUCGAGGAAAGGCUGUCAAUUCCUCUGGAGGAUCCAGCCCUGCUCGGAAAAGACCAUCCAGCCCUGCUCGGAAAAGACCAUCCAGCCCCUCUUGGAUAAGACCAUCCAGCCCCACCAGGAAACUUCCGAGUGCAGCUUCAGUUUUUAGUUUUCUUACAGAUAUCAAACAUGGAAAGAAGGCUAAGCACAUUGAAGAUGUCCAUAACUUGCGCCUUUUAUACAAUAGACUCUUGCAAUGGCGAUAUGCAAAUGCUCGGAGUGAUGAUGCAUUGCAUUCUCAGAAAGUAAAAACGGAGAAAGUGUUGUCCAGUGUGUGGAUGGAAAUAGUUGCUGUUUGGGACUCAAUAAUAGAGAAAAAGAUUGAGAUUCAGCAAUUGAAGCUCAAGUUGAAGCUUUACACAAUUUUGGACAAUCAAAUUUGUGGACUUGAAGAGUGGAAAUCAACUGAAAUGGAUCAUAUUAGCUCAUUAAGUUGGGCCAUAGAGGAUCUACAAGCUGGCACAGUUCUUGUUCCGGUCAUAAGAGGAGCAAGGGGUAGCAUUCAAAAAAUUAAGGAGGCUGUAAGCUUGGCUGUUGAUGUGAUGCAGGCAAUGGGGUCCUCCUUACGUUCCGUUCUCUUGAAGGUUAAUAGGAUGCACUCCUUGGCAUCUGACCUUGCUGAUGUAGUAACAGAGGGAAGAGCUAUCUUUGAUGAAUAUGAAUCAUUGUUGAUCUUCAUAACUGAAUUACAGGUGGAAGAAUCCAGCCUUAGGAGCCAUUUACUACAGAUGAAACAAGCUCGGAGCAACGUUGAAACAUCGAUAUAUGGGUAUUAAAACAGCUCUAAAGCUCUUGCAUACAAGAAUAGCUAUGUAAGGACUUGAGCUAUUGUUAUAUGAGUGUUUUUUGUGCUCAUAUUCUUGCCUUGCUUAAGUGUUAUAGGUAGGUUAGAAAAAUUUAAUUACGUUUAUUCUUUUGUGUAGUUUGUACUGUGUUUACCUCCCUAAAACAAACCAAAGGGAAAAUUGAUACACAAAGUUGAAACAUACAAGGAAAAUUA
Salvia hispanica is the source of this 2432-nucleotide messenger RNA. Its product is annotated as AUGMIN subunit 8-like. The record is from RefSeq and is a predicted model, not a curated record. Gene Ontology annotation, molecular function: microtubule binding. Gene Ontology annotation, cellular component: cytoplasm; nuclear microtubule. Gene Ontology annotation, biological process: spindle assembly. Lineage: Eukaryota; Viridiplantae; Streptophyta; Magnoliopsida; Lamiales; Lamiaceae.